Molecule: messenger RNA, 1202 nt
Organism: Rana temporaria (common frog)
Lineage: Eukaryota; Metazoa; Chordata; Amphibia; Anura; Ranidae
Gene: NDP
Product: norrin cystine knot growth factor NDP
Exons: 4
Coding region: 614-1015 (133 amino acids)
Biological process (GO): Wnt signaling pathway
Source: RefSeq, a predicted model, not a curated record
CCCCUGCUCUCUAAUCUUCUGUGCUAGCAAGUUCUAUGUUUGGGAGGGAAGGUUUAGAAGUGAGUGAGGAGUACAGAUACAGAUGUGCCAGCAAGGGAGACAUUCAGAAGUUACAAGGGAAGGAAGGCAGAGGGGAGUGGGAUAGAAGAGGAGUGAGAGGCACAAAGUGAUAGGGAUAGUCAAAAAGGGAAAUUGAACAGAGAAGAGAGGACCACAGUGAGAAGAUAUAGAAAGGUGGGAGUUUCAGAGGGAGACAGAAAGAGAGUGCUACAAGUCAACUCUCAAACUUCAAUUCUAGCUCUUGAAUUGCACACAUUAAUUUUAAGAGAGGGCUAACAAAAUAUUAUUUUUAAAUCAAUUUGGACUACAAUUUUUCCUUUACAAACUUUUGGAUUAAGAAUGGGAUUCAUUCACAGCUACCGGAAUAAAGACUGAAAAAGGGGAAGCAAUGGAUUACAAUUUCAUUAUCCAAAUAAAGCAUCAGGACCAAUGGCAACUGGGAAGAUAAUGCAAGCAAUUGACUUUACUGUACACAAAGCACGUGGAUUGUGCUACUGGAUCCUAUAUCCUUAAGGUCCUUAUUUGCCUGCAUCCUGGAAAGACUUUGGAAACAAUGGGAAACUAUGUCUUGUUUGUUUGGAUUUCUGCAAUCUCCCUGGGAUCAUUAUUAAUUAGCGCAGACAGUAAAAAGAGCAACACUUUCCUCACUGAGUCAGAUCCAAACCGGUGUAUGCGGCACCACUAUGUGGACUCUAUUAAUCACCCACAGCACAAAUGCACUGCAAAGAUGGUGUUGCUUGCUCGUUGUGAAGGACGCUGCAGUCAAACUUCUCGUUCUGAUCCUCUCGUCUCUUUCAGCACCGUUUUGAAGCAGCCUUUUCGCUCCACCUGCCAUUGCUGCAGACCACAGACUUCCAAGUUAAAAGCCAUCCGCCUACGCUGUUCUGGAGGCCUUCGUCUUACAGCCACAUAUCGUUAUAUUCUCUCUUGUCACUGCGAGGAAUGCAAUUCUUAGAGACUAAUUACAAACAAAGACAACUGGAUUGGGAAAUUGUAAUGAUGGACAGACAAUACCCACAAUAUGUAAAAUAUAUUUUUAUUGUUUGUUGAAAUUAUUAAGUGAAUUAAAUAUAAGCAACACAUAUAAUAUUGUCAGCCAGUCUGAAAUAAAAAAAGUGGGCAAUAAUCACAUUUCAGAGCCA